AUGUUCGACCCCAGGCGCGGCUGGAGCCUGUCUUUCUCGGGCUGCGGCUUCCUGGGCUUCUACCACGUCGGGGUGACCUGCUGCCUGAGCGAGCGCGCCCCGCACGUCCUCCGCGACGCGCGCAUGUUUUUCGGCGCCUCGUCCGGCGCGCUGCACGGCGUCGCCUUCCUCUGUGGGCUCCAGCUAGACACGAUCAUACAUGUACUCGCGGACCUCAUCUACAGCGCCAGGAGCCACAGCAUCGGCACCCUCCACCCCUCCUUCCGAGUGGUUGAGUUCCUCCGAGAACAUCUCCACAGACAGCUGCCAGCCGAUGCCCACAGGCUCAUCUCCGGCAGAAUAUGCAUCUCGCUCACCAGAGUGUCCGACGGAAAAAACGUGCUGGUGUCUGAUUUUCAGUCUAAGGACGAAGUUGUAGACGCCUUGGUUUGUUCCUGCUUCAUCCCUUUCUACUGUGGCCUCAUCCCGCCUUCCUUCAGGGGCGUGCGGUACGUAGACGGAGGAUUGAGUGACAACAUCCCCUUCUUUGAUGCCAAAACGACCAUCACUGUGUCCCCCUUCUCUGGGGAGUAUGACAUCUGCCCUAAGGCUAAGUCCAUGAACUUUCUUUACAUGAACUUAACCCAGUUCAGUGUGCAUUUCUGCUCAGAGAAUGUCUACCUUCUGGUACGAGCAUUAUUUCCUCCAGAUCUCAAGGUGCUUGGAGACCUUUGCCAUCAGGGGUAUUUAGACACCAUCAGGUUCUUGGAAGAGAAUGGUGUCUGCAGUGCGCCUCUGCCGGGACUGAAUCUACCUCCGGGGGAGUCCGAGUCCGAGAGCCUGGAGUCCCCCCCGAGGGUGGCUGCGCGGGGGACGAAGACGGAGGGAGACGCGCCGCUGGACCACGUGCAUCUCAGCCUCCUGCCCUGGGACAAGAGCGUCCUGACGACCCUGUCGCCCAAGCUCACCAAAGUUCUAAGCAAAGAAAUUAAAAGGCAACAGAGAUUCACGGACAAGAUCUGCAACUGUUUGCCAGUCAAGGUCUUGUCCUUCGUGAUGCUGCCUUGCACGCUGCCCGUGGAGUCCGCCAUUGCGCUGGUCCGCAGACUGGUGAGGUGGCUCCCAGAUGUUCCGGAGGACAUCCUGUGGCUGCAGUGGGCCACCGUGCAGAUGUGUUCCCGCGUGAUGACAUGUCUCUUCCCCACGUCCAGACCCCAGAUACCGGCAAGCAGCCAGCAGCCUUCCCCGAGGGACUCAAGGGCGUGUCCAGCCUCCUGGCUCCCCGGUGGGGACCUGCACACCCGUGGACAGCCCCAGAGGGGCCAGGCCGAGGCUGCCCAGCAGAGCCAUCCUCCUGUCCGGCCUGGGGUUUUGUGAGACUCCUCCUUCCCUACUCUCCUAGUGCAGACGAGUUUCUGAGUCGCUUGAGGAGACACGUUUAGGACGUUCUUUCAUAGCUGCUAGGCCUUUCUGCUCUUUGCAGUUGCUUCGUACUGACAUCCAAGGCUCCGGUGUCCGUGACACACCGGGUCCUACCUCUGUGCUGGAUGUAUAGAUUAUGGAAACCAAAGGCAACGUACUGUUUUUAUGAAAAGCUAGGCCAAGCUACUUUUGGGUGCCUGGAGCUUGAGGAAGUCUAAUAUGUGCGUUCCUGGGUCCGUCAGCUCAGCCGGCUGGGAAAUGGCAGCAGGGAGCCGGGUGUGGAGGGACCGUUGCCAAAUCUGGUGUGAAGCCCGCCCAGGUCAGGGCUCCUCGAACAGCCGGCGCGGUGCCAGCUGGUGGGAGGCUCGUGGCUGGGGGCUGGCCUGCCCCUUGUGCGGCGUUGGGGGCUGCAAGGAAGAGAAACGGGGUCGCAUCUCCCCGUACGGGAAGUGGGCAGUGCGGCAGGUGCGGGGCAGCCUUCUCCAAGGAGGGCGCUGCCGGUCAUGGCCAUUAAAAGGUGGUAACUGCUGUAUAUUUUGGAAUACUUUUUUUGCCCUAGCCUAAAUACGGGAUGGAGUUUUAUAUACAGUAGAAAGGGAUCUUACUACCUGUCACACUAUAGGUUAUGUGACUCAGUGAGGUGUUAAUAAGCCUUAGGAAAAAUCCAGUGCACAGACGGGCGUCCUGGACCCCCAGGCCCAGGGCCUGGGGUCUGUGCUCCUCUUUCCUCAAUGGCCCCUGCCCGCUCUCUACUCCCAAAGCCUUAAUGGAGACGGAGAGACGGGGCCCUACCUUCUCCGCAGGUCUGAUUGCUGGCAAGCACAGAGUCGUAUGACUCAAGGUGAAAUGUGCCGUCUUUAUGCAUUCACACAAAAAAGACACUGAUGAUCUCGGAAUCCUCCGCACUGGCUCAGAAAGCUGCAGCUGUCACCUACGCGGUAUUAAGUAUGUUGGAAUUGAAGAACCAGCAAGUUCAGAGAGCACUUCCUUGCAAACAUGCCCCUUGAAAAGAGUGUGGUCCUGGGAACAAUCUCUGUGUGAGCCCGUUUCCUGGAGCUGUGAUGAGAUUUGGGAACUCCCAGAGGCAGGCCCCUUGUGAGCGUACAAGGCCACCGUCCAGGGCACGGAAGCCCUCUCUGCGGCCCGCCGCUGGGUCCUUGUGUCUCCAGGACAUGGGCACCCAGACCCCUGUUCUGACAGCGCCUGCCCCCUGAGUGAGGCAAGGGCUGGCGAGGGUAGGCUCUCCCAGCCUCUUGAGCCCCGGAACAGGCACCGUCCCCCUUGCUGAGCUGGCCUGGGGGUCGGAGAGGCCAGGCCCGACAGCCACCUGGACCAUUUGGAGCAUACCCUCACGCCUUGUCCUGAGCCCGAGUCUCAAGUUUCCUGAUCACAGCAGCAUAGCCCGUUAGCAGACACGGUACCUUUAGCGGUAUUUUACAAGAACUAUUUUUCUACAGAACAUAUCUACAGUGGCUGUCGUUCUUAUAAGAAAUGCAACUUAUUUUCUUACUACUUUUUGAAAUGGCUCAACCUCCUUCAAAUGAGCCCGUGCUUUGUAAAUUUUAGAAAACGUAUGUUAAAACAGAGAAAGAUAAUAUCCUCAUAGGAAUGGCCGAGGCUCCACUAGCCACCUGUGCCUUAAAUGCCACCCCCCACGGGCCCUCACCUCCCCAGCAACACUGCCGGUUCUUAUCAGCACGGAAGAACGGUCUGAAGCCCCUACUAUCUUAGUAGACGCAACCCCCCCCCCCCACAUGGUGCCUUAUGCUCGGAAUCACCACUGUGUGGCCUCCUGAAUGCCAGGGAGCCACGGUCUUUAUUUGGUGAACAGAUAAUGAAACUUGGUGCAAGAGCAUGAGCCUAGGCUUGGUUUAAAAAAGAAAAAAAGGUGCGUAUGUGUGUCUCUGGGGAAAAGACUCAAAACACAUUCGCCAGAAGCACUGACACUGGUGUCAUUCUGCGCAGUCCGUAACUGCAGUUUAUGAGUCAUGCUGGUGUUUUCAGAUUUCUAUGGUAAAUAUUUACUACUUUCAUUGGAAAACAACUUCUAAUAAAUGUGACUUUGAAAACGCU
This is a messenger RNA of Suricata suricatta (meerkat), 3474 nucleotides long. It is a transcript of the gene PNPLA3, whose product is annotated as patatin like phospholipase domain containing 3. The record is from RefSeq and is a predicted model, not a curated record. NCBI's taxonomy places the organism in Eukaryota, Metazoa, Chordata, Mammalia, Carnivora, Herpestidae. Gene Ontology annotation, cellular component: membrane; cytoplasm; lipid droplet. The transcript has 9 exons. The coding region runs from base 1 to 1356 and encodes 451 amino acids. Gene Ontology annotation, biological process: triglyceride catabolic process; lipid homeostasis. Gene Ontology annotation, molecular function: triacylglycerol lipase activity.